This is a messenger RNA of Lytechinus variegatus (green sea urchin), 2218 nucleotides long. Its product is annotated as ribose-phosphate pyrophosphokinase 2. Gene Ontology annotation, cellular component: ribose phosphate diphosphokinase complex; cytoplasm. Bases 160 to 1176 code for a protein of 338 amino acids. The transcript is spliced from 7 exons. Gene Ontology annotation, molecular function: magnesium ion binding; ribose phosphate diphosphokinase activity. The record is from RefSeq and is a predicted model, not a curated record. Gene Ontology annotation, biological process: purine nucleotide biosynthetic process; ribonucleoside monophosphate biosynthetic process; 5-phosphoribose 1-diphosphate biosynthetic process. Lineage: Eukaryota; Metazoa; Echinodermata; Echinoidea; Temnopleuroida; Toxopneustidae.
ACAUGUGUGUGAUCGAAAACACUGCAUGCAAUCACAACGUCAAUAAACAACGUGGAUAUAAUCAGAAUAGAUACUGUUAUAAUAUAGUUGUAUCUAUCUGGAUUUCAUCGGACUAUUUGACCGAUUUGUGUCCCCUCGUGUCCUGUCGUUUGACUCUUGAUGGUGGAUUCUCUCAUUACUCAAGGAAUACCUAAAGAUCCAUUGCAAUUAUCUCCCAGAAUGCCGAACAUCAAAGUCUUCAGCGGGUCGUCGCAUCAAGAUCUGGCGCAGAAGAUCGCCAAUCGACUCGGCUAUGAUCUUGGCAGAGUUGUCACUAAGAAAUUCUCAAACCAAGAAACUUGUGUGGAGAUCGGAGAGAGUGUGCGUGGCGAAGAUGUUUACAUCGUGCAGAGCGGGUGUGGUGACAUCAAUGAUAACCUCAUGGAGAUGCUCAUCAUGAUCAACGCAUGCAAGAUUGCAUCAUCAUCCCGCGUUACAGCUGUCAUCCCUCUCUUUCCUUAUGCUAGGCAAGACAAGAAGGAUAAGAGUCGUGCACCCAUCUCAGCCAAGCUGGUAGCUAACAUGUUGUCUGUAGCAGGAGCUGAUCACAUCAUCACAAUGGAUCUUCAUGCAUCCCAAAUUCAGGGAUUCUUUGAUAUCCCAGUGGACAAUCUGUAUGCGGAGCCAGCCGUUCUCAAGUGGAUCAAGGAGAACAUUCCAGAAUGGGGCAACAGCAUCAUCGUAUCACCUGACGCAGGAGGUGCAAAGAGGGUGACAUCCAUCGCAGACAGACUCAAUGUCGAGUUUGCUCUCAUCCACAAAGAGCGUAAGAAGGCUAAUGAGGUUGCGUCAAUGGUCCUGGUUGGUGAUGUCAAGGACAGGGUUGCUAUACUGGUUGAUGACAUGGCUGAUACAUGCGGUACCAUCUGCCAUGCUGCUGGAAAAUUAAAGGAUGCAGGAGCCAUCAAGGUCUACGCUAUCCUUACCCACGGUAUCUUCUCAGGACCUGCAAUCAAGAGGAUCAACGAAGCUUGCUUUGAGAAGGUCGUCGUCACGAAUACCAUCCCGCAAGAGGACAAGUGCAAACAGAGCAGUAAAAUUGCAGUUAUUGACAUCUCGAUGAUGCUUGCAGAGGCCAUCCGCAGGACGCAUAACGGCGAGUCAGUCUCGUAUCUCUUCAGCAACGUGCCGUUGUAGUCUACACUGGCGUCUCCAUCAGUUUUCUUGUAAAUUAUAGUUCCAACUUCAUCCAUCAUUUGUACAUUGUGUUUUCCAUUUUAAUGUUCAUUUAUUUGUCAUCGGGUAAUGUCUUCUGGUUGUACCUACUUGUAACAAGGUUGUAGCGCACAAAAUGCUGAGAGAAAUGCCCAACAAAAUGGUUCCUUUAUCAUUGAAGAAAAAAUAUUUGUGGGCAUUCAGUAGAACCUGCGUAUAUCUUAAUAAGGCACAUUUCUGUUGUGAUAUCUUAAACUUCUGAUAGUUCUCAGUAAUUGACCUGUGUCGUAUCUCAUUCAAGGUCAAGUCAUGGGUUUUACCAAAGUACUUGACUCGAAUAUACAUUUUUAUAUUUGGAAGACACAGAACUGAAAAUUAUUUGAAUUGCAAUAUUUCUCUGAGAAUUCUCAAAACACCCGUCUUGUAGGAGAACAAACUUUUUUAAUUCCAGGUAUUGAAAUAAUAUCUAACUUAAUGUACAAUUAUUUGUAUAUGUAGCUUCCAGUCUUUACAUGGUUGUAGAUUCACUUUCUUGAAUUUGUGGCAUUGUUUUCUUUUAACAUCUGAUUUCACUUGCACGUCUGGUUAGAAGGGAUAGACUGUUUGUUGUGUGCAUUAGAUGUAUGAUUUCUUAGUCCCCAAUUUCUUUAUUACACUAUAGAGUAUUCAGACUGUUUUACGUACAGUACUUUUAAAGAAAUUACAACAGUUUGAGAACAUUAGUUUAUUGUGGCAUAUACACCUGUUGACAUUUGAUUUUUUCCUGAUUUAUUUGACAAAUUGAUUUAAUUCCGAUUUCUAGGUAUUUUAUUGAUCCUGUUUUGCUUAGGCAAAAUGUAUCAUAAUAGAAACAUAUCUUCAUGCAAUGCUUCCAAAUUACAAACUUUGAACUUUAUGUCAAAAUUAUUAUUAUAAAAAAUGUCCCCUUUGAUACGUUGUAUGUACAUAGACCUUUGUUUGAAAUAUGUAAGAAAAGUACUGACAAGGAAUUGUUUAGCAAAUUGAAAUAUGUUGGGCAAUCCUU